Molecule: messenger RNA, 1702 nt
Organism: Branchiostoma floridae (Florida lancelet)
Lineage: Eukaryota; Metazoa; Chordata; Leptocardii; Amphioxiformes; Branchiostomatidae
Exons: 4
Coding region: 7-1245 (412 amino acids)
Source: RefSeq, a predicted model, not a curated record
AGGCGGAUGCGGUACUACAGGCAGGUCUUCCCGUUUCGUACACAGUGGUUUUACAAUAACCCCACGUACACCCUCGCCGGGCACGCAGCGGAGAAGCUUGCUGGGAAACCCUACGAGACCCUCCUGAGGGAACGCAUUCUCCAGCCGAUGGGUAUGGACGACACGGUGUACCUGGCCGACGCUUUAGAAGAAGGCGACUUCACCAACUUUGCUCAGUCGUACCUGACCUACAAUCUCACCGGUCCGUCUGAGGCCUACAGUAGGGAGGAGUUCAGGGUGACGAAACUCCAUCUGCCGGCAGGGGGCGUAGCAUCCAACGCCUUGGAUAUGGCCCGGUACAUGAAGUUCCACCUCAGCGGGGGGAGGGACACGGCCGGCCGCCUGGUGGUCCCGGAGGACACCUUACGCCAGACCCACACGGUAGACUUCACCAUGCCCGGCAGCUUUGCCAUCGACAAACUCGAACCUGAUUGGCCGGUAGAGGCGGUCAUGACACAGGGGUACGGGAUGGGGUGGUGGACCGGCACCUACAGAGGCUACAGACUUGUCCAGCACAGUGGGUCCGUGGAGGGGUUUUCCAACCUGUUAUCUCUGUUCCCGGGGGUCUCUGGUGGGGUCUUCACCUCCACUAACGGCCCCAGUUCACCGGAAGUGAAUAAAGAUGUCCACCAAGUCAUCCACAGUCAGGUCGGAGAUAUCCUGAUAGGUAAGGACCACUGGCUAAACACCACCACAGCCUGCACGUAUCCUGAGCCUUGGUGGACGAGACCGGAGCCCAACAGCACCGUCCUCCCCGAGAUCUCGGACAACUUCCCGCGAGACAAACGUGACUACGAGGGUGUCUACGGCAACCAUGCAGGGGGCAACAUGACGAUAACCCUGAACACGACUGACAACAAGUUAUACUUCAGUCUUGGUCUGAUCGGUUAUGGUGUAGUUCUCCCUACCGAGACUGCUAACCAAAUUCUUCUCCGCUGCCAAGGACCGUUAGCGUACUUUCCAUAUCUUAUUUCCAAUGUGGGGGUAAAAGAUAGUAAGGUAUUUUCUCUCUCACUGCAAAGCUAUCCUCCCGAACCGCCUGUACUGUUCGAGCGAGGCCUGAAGCUGACAGACCCGGACCCUACAGAGCCGGAGUGGGACGACUGUACAGGCGUCUCCGGCUCUCCGAAAGGGACAGCUUGGAAUACAUCUCUUGUAAUCUUCUUCACUUUUACCUGUAGUAGUAUUUUAAGAGAUUUGAUUUGAUUGAACCUGGACGGACGAUCAGACACGUCUCAUGCUUUGAAUAUCAUUGUGGUUAUUAUUGCAAAGCUAUUCCCCCUACGAAUUGAAGUGUGAAAGAUACAAGACGAAUCCUCCGAAUAACAGACUUUGUACACUUUGUUACUCCAAUCUUAUAGAAAAUGAAAUCCAUUUUAUAUCAAAUGUUCUUUAUACAAUGAUAUACGCAAGUAUUUUUACCAGUGCUCUCAAUUUACAUAAACGGUGUAAACAGUUAACCAAAGACGAACUGUUUGUACGUAUAAUGACAACCACAGACAACAAUGUACAACAAAAACUAUAAGUAAACAACACACAUACUAUAGUGAUAGCAUACCGCCAGCUGUAUUACCCAAUUGUUCACUUGUACCACUACAUGUGAUAGUACUUAGCCUUUAGUAGCCUAUAUAAUACAAUCGAAUUGCUGCAUUUAUCCCAUGUG